CGGCGGCGGCGAGCGGGCCACUCGGUCCAGGUCCCGCGAGCUGCGCGGACUAUGGAGCCUGUGUCGCUGCAGGACUACGUGCGCGCCCUGGACCCCGCCUCCCUGCCGCGAGUACUGCGGGUCUGCUCGGGUGUCUACUUCCAGGGCUCCAUCUAUGAGAUCUCUGGGAACGAGUGUUGCCUCUCCACAGGGGACCUGAUGAAGAUUACCCACAUUGGCCUCCAGAAAGUGGUCUGCAAGGACCCGGAGACAGGCCAGACCAUGGAACUUGCUCCCGAUUUCCAGGGUCUCUUCAGCCCCAUCACCAGCCCCCAGAGCUAUGGAACCCUGGAGGAGCUGGUCUCUGCUGCAACCCAGCAUUCCAGGAAGCUUCCCAUCUGCUUCAUGUCAACCCACAGAAUCACCACCGAGGCCAGGACGGUGACCGAGGCGCAGCCCCUCAAGCUCGAGGCUGUGGAAAUGCACCACGGGACCUACUAUGCCCGCUGUGUGCUGGGAACUGGAGUCCAGCAGGCUUUUCUGCACCUGCCCCUGUCCCAGAAGGGGUGCUUCUGGGAACUGAAGCUGGGGGACCCUCAGACCCUCCUCCAGGUGCUACAGGACCCGGCCCUGAGGGACGGCCCCCUCACCUGCCCCGUCCUCCCCUGGCACUUCCUGACCCUGAGGCCAGAGUAUGAGGUUGAAGCCAUCAUGCACUUGCGCAGGACCAUCGUCAAGAUCCCCUCCACCCUGGAGGUCGACGUGGAGGACGUCACCGCCUCUUCUCAGCACAUCCACUUCAUCCAGCCGAUGCUGCUGAGCGAGGCCCUGGCCCGGGGAGGCCCCUUCCCCCUGUCCACGGAGAUCCUGGAAGUUCCAGAGGGGCCAUGCCCCUUCCUCAGCCCGUGGGUGGGCUGCUUGCAGAAGGGCCAGAAGCUCUGCAUCCAAGGCCUGGCCUCGCCACCCUGGCGGUUCCUGGCCUCAACGAAGGGCCGGAAGGUGCCCAGACACUUCAUGAUCUCCGGAGCCUACCAGGGCAAGCUGCGGCGGCGGCCAAGAGAGUUCCCCACUACCUUCGACCUCCUGGGUGCUCUCCAGCCAGGCCGGCCACUCCGGGUGGCGGUCACGAAGGACUGUGAGGUUGACGGGUUGGAGACCCCUGGCUUCACCUCCCUGGCUAUGGGGGACAGGCUGGAGGUGUUGGGGACUGGCCAGGCCCUUGGGGCUCAAGAGAGGGACAUAGAAGUCUUGGUGUGUCAGCGGCUGAGUGACCAGACGGGGGAGGAAGAAGAAGAGGAUGGCGAGGAGGAGGACCAAGAGCAGAUUCUGCUGCCCCUCUACUUCCCCGGCAGCUUCGUGGAGGAGUUGAGGGAUGGCCGGCGCUACAGCCUGCAGGACCUGACCGCCCAGUUCUCGCUGCCCUGUGAGGUCAAGGUCGUAGCCAAGGACACUAGCCUCCCUGUGGACCCUCUGCCCUCCUUCCCGGGCCUGCGGCUGGAGGAGAAGAUCAUGGAACCCUUCUUUGUGGUCAGCCUGGACUCCAACCCUGAGAUGUGCUUCGAGAUCCCUCCCCGGUGGCUGGACCUGACGGUCGUGGAGGCCAAGGAGCGGCCAAGCCAGCCGGCGGGGCCCCUCCCCAUCGCCACAGUGGAGGAGCUGACGGAAGCCUUCUACUAUCGCCUGCGGAAGUUAUCGGCCUUUGAGAGUCAAACCCCCCCGCCCAGGCCUCCGAAAAGUAAGAGCCUCGAUAGGCAGAAGAAGCCGGGCAGAAAGGUGAAAGACGCACAGUCUUUUCAGGUCUUAGAAUGGCAGGAACCAGCUCUGCUGCCCAAACCCAAGACGAAGACCUUGCCAAUGGUCAGAAAGGAUAGGUCAAAACUGUGCAAUGAGGUUUCUGGCCACAAGAAGGGCCCCAGGCCCACUCAGCCCAUCAGGCAGGAUACAGAUGAUGGACAUGAUUAUGAAGAAAUACUCGAGAAAUUUCCAAAAACCCUCUAGGUGCUACAGGAACCUCACUUCCUAACUGCUGCUUCUCAGGGAAUCUGAGAUACCAGCUAACUGUUACAAGCCUUUAGAAGACCUUGGACAAGGUCUCUCAGACCUCGGACCGCGGACAAGGAGUGGCCAUGUGGGGCUGCAAGUGGGAUGGACACUGCACCAGCUCCUUCUGGGUCUAGGUUCCUGCCACGGAGGGCGGGCUUUUCUGGGCCCAGACCUUGCAUUUGGCUCCCUCAGCCUUGGAGCUUUGGUAUUUAGUAGCCAACUGGGUUCUACUCAAUCCUGUGUCCCCCAUACCAGUUGUCCCACUGGUUACUGCAAAAAGGGAUCCAAGACACUGGCCGCCCUGGCGAUGGCAGGACUGUGCCUCCUGCCUCUCAGUAAAAGGGACUCAAUCCUGACCGCACAUGGCACUGGGAGCCUUUUUGAAUGUUUGCUGCUCCCUGCUCCACUCUCUCCUCCCUUUCCCCCUCCCCCAGUCUGGCCCCGAGGGACCCGGACUGUCUUCCUCAUGUCUGCGGCACCCAGCACAGGACACCUGUAGAUGACUAUCCAAGGUUACUUUAAGACCGUAGAAUAAAAAUGACACCUGAGCUUCUGGAAAAAUAAGAGAUCAUCGCUUAUUAA
Molecule: messenger RNA, 2604 nt
Organism: Phacochoerus africanus (Common warthog)
Lineage: Eukaryota; Metazoa; Chordata; Mammalia; Artiodactyla; Suidae
Gene: THEMIS2
Product: thymocyte selection associated family member 2
Exons: 6
Coding region: 52-1977 (641 amino acids)
Biological process (GO): T cell receptor signaling pathway
Source: RefSeq, a predicted model, not a curated record